Messenger RNA from Trametes versicolor FP-101664 SS1, 985 nucleotides. RefSeq lists its product as uncharacterized. Bases 123 to 827 code for a protein of 234 amino acids. The transcript has 5 exons. NCBI's taxonomy places the organism in Eukaryota, Fungi, Basidiomycota, Agaricomycetes, Polyporales, Polyporaceae. The record is from RefSeq and is a predicted model, not a curated record.
CGCAGAGAGCUCGUUUUCCCGACUGGACCAACUUCGCGGCCGUUCCCAUCGUUGGGCUCUUCUACCUCGCUCACGUCCGAUAUCGGCGGUUUUCUCCUCGUCGGCUGCCUACUCUCACCUCGAUGAGCGUGAAGGAAGUAUACACCUAUUUAGCGGCAACUGAAGUCGUCCAAGGAGUCAACAUAGAGCUCCAAGUUGAAGCUAUGCGCGAUCCUGAUAUCUGCCUGAUUGAAACGGUAGCGCGGGUGUUCCGGCAGCACUUCAUCAAACCCCCGGUGGAGGAUGCAGACCGUUUCCUUGAGGUUGGAGGCAGAGAUGCGCUGAAGAAGAUACGUGCCAGGACCUACGAGAGUGCAACGGGAGUGUUGGGAAAGCUGGCCUGGUGGCACAACCACAUUUGGUCGAGCGAAGAAACUUGGCUGAGGUCAGCGGCUUUCUGGGAAAUCGAGUUCGGGGAGGUCUUCGACUUUGGCUCUAUCGCCGACUGGGACCGUUGGCUCACCCACCUCGCAAAUAUCACGCAGUCCGAACCCGAAGGGGAAAAUGCUCUGUUGUAUCAUUAUGCGGACUAUAGGGUGACGGCCCUGACACCCUUCGCGGUCUCGAUCCCGCUCGCCAUGGCAGCACGCUGGACAGGGCGGCGUUCUCUCUUCCGACCGAUCAAUGGAGUGCAGCGGCUGCUCCUGUGGGCGUCGAUAUAUCCCAGCUUCAUGAAGCACUAUCAACACUACACGUACAUUCGUGGAUUUGAGAACAAACAUCAAUACGCACAAGACCUUCGCAAGGCUUUCAACGUAGACUCGGAAGGCAAUACCCUAGCUUCAUGAGGGCAGGUUGCAGAUCAAAGGGUCGACGGUGUCCCCUCAGCGCCACUGCCAUAUUCCAUGCCCCCAGCGCCACUCCAUAACUCGAAUCUACCCCUGCUCAGUCAGAUUGUUCGGCCACCACUGCUCCGAUACAUUUCGUGUACUCCCUCAUAUACCAC